AUAGCUGUAUGGGUUCAUUUAAUACACAAUACAGUUUUACCGUCCUCGUCGUUUAACGUGCUCAGAAAAAAUAUUUUAUUGCCAAAAAAAAAGACGAAUACUUUUAAUUUAAAUUAGUUUUUACUUUUCUAAAAACAAAAAAAGGAUACAAGUUUAGUGAAAUGUGAAACAUUGUACUUAAUUGUCAAACGAGUGUGUGUUUUUCUACACAUACACACUUUGUGAAAUCGUUAGAGUGGCUUGGCAAGCAUACAUACACAAUCAUACAUACGUAUAUACUUAUAUAGAGAAAAUCAACUUCUCAUUUGGUAUAUGCGAAAUUUUCUAUUAAUCUCCUCCGGUAUAUUUGCAUAAAAAAAUGUUGAAGUGCAAAACAUUUUAAAACAGUGCCAAAUAAAGGAUAGCCUUUGAUUUAACUGCAAGGUUAUUACAUUUUUGGUUUGCCGAGCACAAAGGUAACUGUUAAGUCAUUCCAUUUCUAACCAACCUCGAGUCCAGAAAAAUUGCGAUAAGUGCUUACGAUAAUGACGCUGAAAGUUACAUCGAUGCUGGAUUAGUUGGUAAUGCAACUUUAGAACCUUACGAUCAGUUAGAGCACUUGAGCACUAUGCGCGAAGCGCUAUUUUCCCAGGAUGGCUGGGGUUGUCAGCAUGUCAACCAAGAUACCAAUUGGGAAGUUCCCAGCUCUCCAGAACCAACUAACAAAGAUGGUGCAGGACCGCCCAUGUGGAAGCCAAGUAUUAACAACGGCACAGAUCUUUGGGAGUCCAAUUUAAGAAACGGCGGUCAGCCAACUACUCAACAAGUUCCAAAGCCGUCUUGGGGUCAUACACCUUCUUCUAACCUAGGCGGAACUUGGGGAGAGGAUGAUGAUGGAGCCGACAGUAGCAGUGUGUGGACAGGAGGAUCGGGUAGCAACGCAGCAUCUGGAGCUACAGUGGGAGUAAUCCAAGGUGGAGUCAAUGUUGGCCAAGGAGGUGUAGUCUCUUCUGGCGGACCUCAAUGGGGUCAAGGUGUAGUAGGCGUUGGACUCGGAUCAACUGGAGGUAGUGGAUCAAACAAUUUAACUGGAGCCACGGGUGUCGUCGCCGGUGGUAGCGGAAACUCCAACAGCACUGGAAACGGAUGGGGAGACCCUCGAGAAAUUCGUCCUUUGCCUGGGGGUGGCUCUAUGGAUAUUCGGAAUGUUGAUCAUCGUGGUGGUGGAAAUGGUUCUGGCGGGGCUACCAGCGAUCCCCGAGAUAUUCGUAUGAUUGAUCCACGUGAUCCUAUACGAGGAGAUCCCCGUGGAAUAUCCGGUCGUCUAAAUGGCACAUCCGAAAUGUGGGGCCAUCAUCCGCAAAUGUCCCAUAAUCAGAUACAAAAUAUUAACAAAAUGGUUGGCCAAAAUGUGGCAACUGCGAGCACGAAUGUUGGAGGAACAUCAGGUCCAGGCAUCGGUCCCGGAGGUGCUGGCCCAGUUCCUGUCUCGGCCAAUAUACCAACACAGUGGGGGCCGGCUCAAGCCGUUGGCGUCAACGUUAGUGGCCCCAAAGAAGUUUCAAAGCAGAUCAGUGGUUGGGAAGAGCCUUCGCCACCGCCUCAGCGUCGCAGUAUUCCCAAUUACGACGAUGGCACCUCGUUGUGGGGUCAGCAAACUCGUGUUCCUGGUUCGAGCGGUCACUGGAAGGAUAUGACUGAUUCAAUUGGUCGUGGUGGCCAUUUGAUGCGUGGUCAAAUUCAGUCGGGUGGUACCGGAAUCGGUAGCACAAGCGUUGGCAAUAGUAGUGUUCCAGUGGGUGCCAAUCCCAAUAAUCCUAUGAACAGUGUUGUCGGGCCUCAGGCUCGCUUAGCAACCGUGGGCAGCGUGCAACACAAGCCCGAUGGAGGGGCCAUGUGGGUGCAUUCGAACAAUGUUAGUGGAAGGAAUACUGUUGCUGCCGUCACCACGUGGGGCGAUGACAGUCACAACGUCAAUGUGGCUGCCUCCAGUGGAGGUGGAAGUGGUGUAUCUAGUAGUAACUGGGUGGAUGAAAAACCCAACACGACACUGGCACAAAACUCUUGGAGCGAAGCAAACUCUGUUGGAGUAAGUUGGGGAAAUAAGCAAAGUAAACUGCCAGCCUCUAGUGUCUCAUCGGGAUGGAGCAGUACGGCCGGGGUAGGUGUGGUGGAAGGCGUUGACUUGGGAUCCGAAUGGAGCGCACACGGUGGGAUUAUUGGAAAAUCUCAACAGCAGCAAAAGCUAUCGGCCCUUAAUGUGGGAAUGGUAAACGUUAUCAAUUCGGAGAUGAUUAAGCAGAGCAAGCAAUACCGCAUUCUUGUUGACAACGGAUUCAAGAAGGAAGACGUGGAACGGGCCUUAGUGACUGCCAAUAUGAACAUCGAAGAAGCUGCCGAUAUGCUUCGCGCCAAUUCAUCUUUGGCAAUUGAUGGCUGGCGUCGACAUGAGGAGUCUCUUGGGUCUUAUUCCGACCACACAAGUUCAACGAGCAGCGGUGGAUUUGCCGGUCGUUACCCAGUCGGCAGUGGACAGAUGACUUAUUCUCAUAACCCUAUGAGUAACAUGGGUUGUACUGCUGUUACUGGAGCUGGCAACAAUAAUACAAACAUGUCGGCUUUGCAAGUGCAAAAGUAUUUGAAUCAAGGCCAACACGGCGUUGCUGUUGGACCUCAGUCGGUUGGAAACUCAUCCGGCGUGUCCGCCGGGUUUGCUCAAAACACACCUAACGUAGCAGUGGCAGCCGCAGCCUCUGUAAAUAUAGCAGGAAACACCAACAAUCAACCGUCGGGACAACAAAUUCGCAUGCUGGGCCAGCAGAUUCAGCUGGCCAUACAUAGUGGUUUCAUAUCUAGUCAGAUAUUGACUCAACCGCUAACACAGACAACUCUUAAUCUGUUGAAUCAACUUCUUAGCAAUAUAAAGCAUCUCCAAGCAGCACAGCAAUCCCUUGCUCGUGGGGGAAAUGCGAAUCCAAUGGCAGUGAAUGUGGCGAUAUCCAAGUACAAGCAGCAAAUUCAGAAUUUACAAAACCAAAUAAAUGCACAACAGGCUGUCUACGUAAAACAGCAGAAUAUGCAACCAACUUCGCAGCAACAGCAGCCACAACAGCCGCAGCAACAUCCCUCAGUACACUUAAACAACUCAGGCAAUGAAUAUUUAAGAAGCCACGAUGCAAUUAAUAACUUGCCAAGCAAUUUUUCCGAGCUUAACAUCAAUAAGCCAAGUGGAUAUCAAGGAGGGUCCAAUCAACAGUCCCGAUUAAACCAGUGGAAGCUUCCAGUAUUAGACAAGGAUAUAAACUCCGAUAGUACGGAAUUUUCCCGUGCUCCAGGUGCAACUAAACAAAACUUAACGAACAAUUCGAGCAACAUUAGUUCUUUAGGUCUUCAAAACGAUGGUACUUGGUCAACUGGUCGCAAUAUUGGGGACGGAUGGCCAGACCCCUCAUCCGAUAACGAGAAUAAAGACUGGUCAGUUGCACAGCCAACUUCAGCUGCAACUGCCUACACCGACCUGGUCCAAGAGUUUGAGCCAGGGAAACCAUGGAAGGGUUCUCAGAUCAAAAGCAUAGAAGAUGAUCCCAGCAUUACUCCUGGAAGCGUUGCUCGAUCUCCACUAUCAAUUAAUUCGACGCCAAAAGAUGCUGACAUAUUUGCCAAUACCGGCAAGAAUUCACCGACUGAUUUGCCGCCGCUAAGUUUAUCGUCGUCCACUUGGAGUUUUAAUCCUAACCAAAAUUUCCCAAGUUGGUCUGACAAUAGUCAGCAAUGUGCAGCCACUUCUGAGCUUUGGACAAGCCCCCUAAACAAAUCAUCGCAACGAGGUCCGCCACCAGGAUUGACUCCCAAUUCAAACAAAACAGGAGGAAAUGGAGGAAAUUGUACUACGUCAACCCCAUCUGCUGUCACAGGCGCUUCUAAUGGUUGGCUACAGGCUCGAAGUGGUGGUGUUCAAACAACAAAUACAACGUGGACGAGUGGAAAUACAUCUUGGGGCUCCAGUUGGUUGCUUCUCAAAAAUCUAACAGCUCAGAUUGAUGGACCUACUUUACGUACACUGUGUAUGCAACAUGGCCCCCUUGUAAGCUUUCACCUAUAUUUGAACCAAGGAAUUGCCUUAUGUAAAUAUGCAACCCGAGAAGAGGCAAACAAGGCGCAAAUGGCGUUAAACAACUGUGUUCUUGCUAACACCACCAUAUAUGCAGAAUCUCCGAGCGAGAAUGAGGUGCAAAACAUAAUGCAGCACUUGCCACAAACGGCAUCCUCUGCAAGUUCCAGUGGAAGCAGUACUGGAACCGGCGGAGGAGCUGUCACCCCAUCCAACAGUGGUGGCAGCAGCUCGGGGCCUAGUCUAUCCGGAAACAGCAGCAACGGCAACAACAGUAAUGGUAAUGGAAACACCGGCGGUAGUGGUGUCAGUGGUGGUGGCAACAAUGGAAAUAGCAGCGCCAAGACCAGUGGUGGAGUCAGUAAUCCAACCACCAGUGUGACCACUUCGAAUCUACUCGGUUCUAGCGGAGGAGGGUCAGUCUCAAAUGCUUCUAGCGGUGGUGGCUCUGGUACGGGCUCUGUGGGAAGUGGUACUGCGGCGAGUAGCAAUUCUUCUAACGGUGGACCAGGAUCUACGAACAGUGUUGGCUCAAAGAGUACUGCAAGCAACGUAACCAUACCUGGUGGUAGUCAGUCUAGCGCUUCUAACCUAUCUAAUAGCACCAACUCAACAUGGCGUCAAACAGGCCAAAACCAAACUCUUCAAGGUCAAAGCAGGACAUCGGGCAGAGAAGCUGACUUUGACUAUAUAUCUCUCGUUUAUUCCAUUGUUGAUGAUUAAAAGAUCUAUGAUUGGUCGUUGACCAUCGACUAUCGCAUUCUGUGACUCAAGACACACACACACCCAAAAGCUUCAAAUGAUUUGAUACUAAGUAUGUAUGGAAAGCAAGACCAUGUUGUGAAGAAUAUAAAAGUGGAACGACUGAUAGACGAAUGGACUUAGAAUUUUGUAUGCCCGUAGAUUUAUUUUUCUUCAUCGUUCAUAGACCUUAACUUGUAACUUGUAAGUUUAAAAUUAAUCAAUAUGAAAAAAACAACAUCCGACAUAUAGAUAUACAUAAAUAUGAUGUCAAGCAAAAAAAGAUAUACUUGAUGGUUUGCUAUAACAAAAAUGCUUACCUUCCUAUUUAAGAAAAAGUGUUUUGUCUCUGGCGCCAAUAGCAGCUUACCUUUGGGAAAGGGAAAAAAUUCUCAACAGUAACACGACGUGUGCAUGCAAACUCGUAUAAGGUAAAAUAUACAUUAAUAAUUCAAAUGUAUCAAAUUCUAUACAUAAAUUAAUGUGUAUGUUAAACAAAAUUAAAAUUUUCAGUAACGAAUGAAAUCGAGUGUCGGUAGCACUAAGGGACAAUGACUUGUGUAAUAAUCUCGUUUGAAGCCACUUAUCAUGUCCAAGUUUGACAUGAAGGCAACAUAUACCAGGUACAUAUAUAUGUAUAUCUUUUGUGUACAUAUAUGUUAGGGUUAUGUCCUAUUUUGCUGCUUGUGCAUAUCGAUCAAAUGCCUACUAUUUAUGAGUGUUUUUGUGUUUCCAGUAUGGAAAAAACCUGUGUUAUAUUCAUUAUAGGAAGUUAUAAUCUUAUUACGGUUUUGCUUUCAUCAAAGCAUUCCCACCGAACAAAAUUCGGUUAUACAUUAAAAAUUCACAAUAAAAAUAUCAAUCAAGUUAA
Molecule: messenger RNA, 5702 nt
Organism: Drosophila ficusphila
Lineage: Eukaryota; Metazoa; Arthropoda; Insecta; Diptera; Drosophilidae
Gene: gw
Product: protein Gawky
Exons: 10
Coding region: 608-4813 (1401 amino acids)
Biological process (GO): positive regulation of nuclear-transcribed mRNA poly(A) tail shortening; miRNA-mediated gene silencing by inhibition of translation
Cellular component (GO): P-body; nucleoplasm
Molecular function (GO): protein binding; RNA binding
Source: RefSeq, a predicted model, not a curated record